Fonticula alba is the source of this 4455-nucleotide messenger RNA. RefSeq names its product CAMK/CAMKL/LKB protein kinase. The transcript is spliced from 4 exons. Gene Ontology annotation, biological process: autophagy; peptidyl-serine phosphorylation. Gene Ontology annotation, molecular function: protein serine/threonine kinase activity; ATP binding. Gene Ontology annotation, cellular component: cytoplasm. Bases 118 to 4455 code for a protein of 1445 amino acids. The record is from RefSeq and is a predicted model, not a curated record. NCBI's taxonomy places the organism in Eukaryota, Rotosphaerida, Fonticulaceae.
CGCCGCCGCCGCCGCCGCCACCCGUCGUCGGCCUGAUCGCUCGCCCCCCUCGAUGGAUCCCGCGGGCGCCGCCUCACCCUCCCCCGAUAGACCCCUCGCGCACGCCCUCGCCGCGACAUGCACCUGUCGCCGCCGCCCGCCGAUGACACCCCACCGGCGCCUGACCGCCCGGAGCCGACACCCUCGGCGCCGGCCGGCACCACAUCGCCUCCCGUGAGGAAGGCCACCUUCGACCUUUUCCAAGAUGAAGCCGACGACCUGCCGGAGCACCCGGGCUCGGCGGCGGCCGUGGAGGUCCGCCCCGCGUCGGCCCUGCCGGCCGCCCUGCACCACCCCCCGGUCAACCCCUCGCCGCGGGUGUCCAGCUUCCUGACCGUCUCCGAUGAGGAUGACUAUGAGGACCACUACUACGAUGGGCACGGCCACUACGGCGGCCCGGAGGAUGACGACGAGGAGGACCUCCCGCCGGAGGAGGCCGACCUGCCGGAUGCCGGGCCGCCGCACCCGGUCAGCCGCUAUGGCGGCGGGCCGCUGGCCCCGGGCUCCCGGCGGGGCUCCCUGUCCCGGGCGGCCGGCGGCAUCGCCUCGGCCCACGGGUCCGGCUCCUCGUCGCCCUUUGCCCACGGGGGCCACUACCUGCCCCGGCACGGGGAUCCCACCGGCGCCGGGCUGGCCGACUACUCCGACGACCCGAGCCUGCCGGAUUACGACCAGCUGUCCUUCGCGGCGGCGGCGGCGGCCACGGCCUCGGCCGCCGGGACCCCGGGCGCCCUGUCGUACUUGCCCUUCCGCCGGGAGUCCUCGGCCUCGUUCGUGUCGACCGGCGGGUCGGCCGCCCCCCCGGGCGCGUACCCCCACUGCCCGUCCUCCUCCUCGACAUCCUCCCUGGCCAGUGGCCCGGGGCCGGGCGGGCCGCCGGGCGCCGGGACCCCGGUCCCCGGCAUCGGGCCAUCCACUGGCCCCGGGGCCCCGAGCCCCGCGGCGUCGGUCUCCUCGCACUACUCCCUGUCGGAGUAUGCCCCGCCGGCGGCGCUCGGCGGCCUGGGGUACUUGCCCCCGGCCGGGGAGUCCCCCUCCGGCGAGGGCUUCCACCCGCACCACCAUCCGCACGCGCACCAUCACCUGGGCCCCGCCGGGGCCGGGGCCGGGACCUUCGGCCCGGUUCACCACCGGCCCGGGGGCUUCCGGUCGAUCUCCAAUUCGCCCUGCUCGUCGACCGCCCCGUCGCCGGUGGGCCGCGGUGGCGGGACCCCCGGCCCCGGGCGUGUCCCGGCCGGCAUUGUCCCCUUCUCGGCGACGGUCAGUGCGUCCAGCUCGCCGGUCCCGGCGCACGGGCCGCUGUCCUCCUUCUCGGGGGGCGACCUCCCGGGGAUGGCCGGCAUGGGGCCCGGCCCCGGGGUCGCCGGCGUCACGCCCACCGCCACACCAGCGGCCGUGGCCAGCUCUUCACACUCGUCGCUGGUGGCCGGGCCCCGGGCCGGGGGGGCCGAGCGUGCCCCCGGCGCCGGCGGCACCGGCGGCCCCGGCGGGCCCCAGCACAAGACCAGCUCCUCGGCCGUCGGGGCCCGAUACGCCGAGUCGCCGGUCGGCGGCCUGAUGACGAUGAUGGGGGCCACGGUUGGCCGGUCGUCCUCCUCGGCCGGCGGGGUGGGCAGUCGGUCGGCCGCCCAGGCCGCGGCCCAUGCGGCUGCUGUCCACGCCGGGGCGUCGGGGCCCCACGCCACCGCGGCCAUGGCCAAUGCCAUGGCCGCGGGCGCCGCCCUGGCGGCCACCAUCCACGACGAUGGCGGCGGCGGCGGCGGCGGCGGCCGCUCGACCUCCGGGGGCGGUGCGCUGCCGCCCGGGCGCGCGGCCGAUGACCUCCCCCACCCGCACCCGCACCCGCACUCGCGCCCCUACCCGUAUGCGUACUCCCGGCCGGAGCGCCCGCUCUCGGCCCAUGUCCAGGGCAGUGCCCUGAGCCUGGCGCACAUGCACCUGUCCGGGGCCCUGGGGUCGGCCGGUGCCGGCGGCUCGUCCCGGAGCUCCUCCCUCUCGUCGGACUUCCCCAUCGACGGGCCGGGGCUCUACAGUGUCGGGGACGAUGGCCAGCUGAUCCCCAUCCUGCCGGCUGCCCUGGACGCGGGGCUCCCCUCCGGGGCCGGGGCCGCCAUCACCCAGGCCAGUUCCAAUUCGCUGAUCGAGGCCGGCCUGGGGCCCGGCGGCCCGGAGGACGACCCGUCGGCCAGGCAUGCGGGCUCGGGCCCCGGCCACGGGGCCCUGGCCGAGGCCGGCACCUCCCCGGGUGCCGGUCCCGGCGGCCAGAGCGGCGCCGGCCGGGCCCCGGGCCCCUUGAUCGGGGCCACCCUCCUGCCGGCCGGGGCCAGCCCCCCCUCCUCGCCGGUGCUGUCCAGCUACAUCGCCGUGGCCUCGACCAAGGUGUCCAUCCCCAUCCAGUCGUGCUCGUCCAUCGCCGGCCCGGAGAGCCACUCGUCCAUGUGGUCCUCGGCCUCCUCGUCGUCGCUGCCCUCGGCGGCGGCGGCGGCGGCGGCGGCGGCGGGUGCCGGCGGUGUCUACGUCCCCGGCGGCCCGUAUUUCGCCGACGCCUUCGGGUACCCGGCCCGCGGGCCCGGGUCCCUGGCCAAGCCCAAGAUGAUUGACUCUUUCAUUUUGGGCGAGGUCAUUGGCGAGGGGGCCUCCGGCAAGGUGCGCGAGGGCAUCUGCUCGUACACCCUGCGCCGGGUGGCGGUCAAGAUCAUCAAGCAGGCCCGGCUCCGGCGCAUGCCGCAGGGCGAGGCGCAGCUCCACCGCGAGCUGGCCCUCCUCCGACGGGUGACCCACCCGAACAUCAUCUCCCUCUACUCGGUGUCCUACAACCCCCACAAGGAGAAGACCUACUUCAUUUUCGAGUAUUGCCACACCAACCUGCAGAGCCUGCUGCAGCGCGCCCCCGAGGGCCGGAUCCCCGUGUCCCAGGCGUCGCGCUACUUCCACCAGCUCAUGGACGGUCUGGCGUACCUCCACGGGCGUGGGAUCAUCCACCGCGACAUCAAGCCCGGUAACUUGCUCCUCUCCUUCUGGGACUGUUUGAAGAUCUCAGACUUCGGCAUCGCCCAGCUGGUGGAUCUCUACUCGCCCGAGGACACAUGCACAUCGAAUGUCGGCUCGCCGGCCUUCCAGUCCCCGGAGCUCGCCAGUGGCCAGGAGUUCUUCUCCGGCUCCAAGGACCCCGAGAUCCCGGUCAGCGCGGCAUCCAUCAUCAGCCCUACCGGCUCGGGCGAGCCCUUCCACUCGAACCUCCUGUCUUUCCUUCAGAAUCUCUACUCCCACGAGGAGCCGAUCGGGGCCCUGCGCGGCCCGGCAGCCGGGCCCUUCCAGUCGUACUUCGCCGGGCCAGUUCCAUGCGCGCCCCGGUGGGAGGCGGCCACCGCCGGCGGCCCGGCCGGCGCAUCGCACAGCCUCGUGUACCCCGGCAUCACGCCGGAUGACGGCCCGGGCGGCAUUUUCCCCGAGUACCUGUCCCUGGGCAUUUCCUUCCCGGCCCUCUGCCCGGGGGCCGUCCUUCCGCGAUCCCUGUGCCAUGAUGUCCCUUGUCUGGGGAAUGGCGGAUGCUCGUCGGCAGGGAUGCCGGGCUGCGGCCCGGCUGGCGGCUCGGCCGGGUCCCUCCUCUACCGGUAUCCUUCAUCCUCGACGCCGGAGCACUUCUACUCGCCAUUCCCCUCGGCCGGGCACUCGCCCGCCCCCGGCGGCUCUUUGCAUGCGGUCGGCCCCGGCGGCGACCCGGCCAGUGACAAGCCCCGCAGCCAGUCGCUCGGGGCUCAUGGCGGGUCGGCCGGCUGGCUGUCGCACUCGACCAGCGGCGGAGGGUCCGGCAGCAUUGGCCCCUGCGCCGGGUCGGACUUCCUGGACUCCGGCCUCGAGGGGGAUUUCGCGCAUUCCGCCGCACACGGGCACCAUGGCCACCCCCACCAUCACCACCAUCAGCAUCAGCCCCACCACCACCACGCGUCGUACUCCCCCUCGCUGGCGCCGUCCUCGGCGUCCGGAUCGUCGGCGGCAUCGCCACCGCGCGAGGCAUCUGGCUUCUUUAGCCGGCUCCUCCGGCGCCUGGGCGUCGGUGCCGGGGCCCCGGCCAACACCGGCGCCGGGGGCGCCCCCCCCGGCAGCCCUCCCCAACGGACGUCGCCCGACCCCGCAGCCUCCCCCGGGGCCGAUGCCGACCCGGGGCCCACCUCCUCGCCCAGUCGCGGCAAGAGCCGGCGCCUGUCCUCGCGCUCCCGGCGCAACAGCGCCCAGCGCAAGGGCCAGCCCGCCGCCUCGCCGGGCGCCUCGCCGCAGCUCAACCCCAGCCCCACCACCCCGGGCCCCGGGCCCGUCGCCAGCCCCACCACCACGCCGGUCAUCACGUCGGAUAUCUAUGCCAGCCCGGCGAUCCACCCGGUGGCCGGCGAGCCGGCCGGGGCCGGGACUUUCUGA